UUGUUAUAUCAAAAUAUAUUACAUGUAAAACGCAUAGACACUUAUUUUUUCCAACGAAUUUGUGCUUAACUCUGUAAUAAAGAACUGAUGUAUGAAAAACAAAUAUAAGCGAAAAUAAAACAUGGAACACAUAAGACAAUUUGAUUGGUGUUACUCUGAACAUGAGCACUAUUUUGUAAGAGAAAAUGAUCUAGACAACUGUGUGACAGAGAGGAUACUACGAAAUAAAUUCCGAGACCCGCUAAUUUCCAGUGAAUCAGAAGAUGAAAAACCUACAUUCAAUUGGAAUGAGAUAUUAGCAAAGCAACAAAUGAACAAUGUACAACACAGAGUGUUUGUACCUGGAUUCCGUAACAUACUGCCUUACCCCAAACUCUCCAAUCUGACAAGGUCACAGCACUUUCAAUGUCUAAAGGUGCUCUGUGCCAAGAAUCCUGACAUCUUGCCAAAAGAAUUUAUACCACUACCAAAGAAUUUUGAUUACAAAAUUUUUGAAGAUGUACAAAAAGCUUAUUUGGAGGAGCAAAAGGAAUUCAUAGCGUGGGCUAAAACUAUGUGGACGACAAACCAUUGCAUAAGAGCUCUCAGACCGAAACCCCUUGUGGAAACAAUGUAUGAGGCGGAGUUUGAGAUAAAGGCCAAAGAAAUGGAAUCAUUUCCAAAGAAUUAUAUAAUGGCCGCACAAAUACCGUUAGAAUCAAGAAAUGACAAGUAUGAAAUGAUACAUGACAAAGAAUUAAUUAGUGUGGAUAUCAACAGUUUACCACAGAUAAGCAAUCCUCUGCCUAUCACAAAGAAGUUGACCAUUAUGAUCCCGAGAGCUGUACCGGAGCCAUGUAUGAAGCACCCCUGUAGAAUAAUAUUACCAUACGAGACAUCCACCACAACUCUACCACUGACGGAGGUGCACUCCGCACUGGCUCAGUAUGCGGCGGAGCAGGGGGCAGCUUGUGUGGCUGAUGAGAAUGCACUCACCUGUCUUCUGCAGACGGACAAGCAGUGGUCUUUGUGUCUGUCUGUCUGUGAUGUUGUUACAACAGUAUCAAUUGUUGUAGAUGGCAGCAGUCAUAGUGUACUAGUGCUGGGUGGAGAGUUCUCCAUAGUGAGGGAGUGCGCUCAGACUCGCACACGCAGAGCAUACACACAUCUACUGGAACACGCUCUCAUACCUGAUGAAGAGAAAGUUAAAUUAUAUUACAAGAGCAAAGAAACAACAGCUAACAAUAUGAAAAGUUGCACAAAUCUGUCCCAAUAUUUGGACGACUCUAGCGAUGACGAAUGUCCCUUGUUCAUUGUUGCUGAUGAAAUGCAAGCAAAUAAUACGGAUACAGAUGAAGUGACAGAUGAAAAUCCUUCAGCAAACAACUUUAUAUCCAAUGAAAAUAAUACUAAAACUAAACCAGAAGUAGACAGUGACAUCUACAAAUGUACCUGUGAAGGUACUAUAUUCGAAAGACCUCCGCCGCGGUCUUUUAACAAGUGGCGAUUUAAAAAUUUCAACAAUUCCGAUAGCUUCAGUAUUAUUGUACACUGCUCACAUAAACUUAAGAACUCUGUGGGUGAGGUUGUGUUGGAGGCUGUGCCGGAGUACCAGCUGGAGCUGGGCGCCAGCGAGCUCUCAUCUCACACCAUCAGCAGUCUGGCACUCUCGCUCAUGCUGAGGAGGCACGCCACGCUCAUGACAGUGCGAGUGGACGGUCAGUCGGGUGAGGUGGUGCGCGUCGACAGCAACAAUCUGGAGGAGCUGAGGGCGGAGCACCCGACGGCGGGCGCUGCGGAGGCCGCUCACACGUUGGGUACCACUCUGGCUCAGCUGCAGGGACUACUACCCGGACACUACCUGCUCAGGCACGAGCCUAGCCACGGUAUGAACGCGUUGCUGUACCGGCCGUGCGGUGUGGGCGGGGCGGGGGCGGGAGAGGGCGUGUCCGGGGCGGGGUCGGGGCAGGGGGCGGGGGGCGUGGCCGAGUGCGUGCGGCUCGCAUUCAGCUGCGAGCAGCGCGCGGACGCGGACGAGACGCAGGCGGUGCGCGCGCCGCCCAACAUCGUGCCGUUGUUGCUGCCGUUGCACAAGUAUCGCAAAAUACUUCCGUGCGCUUUCACCCCGCACGAGCUGCAGGUGGCCAAGGAGACGAAGAAGCCUGCAGCACGACAGAAGCCUCCGCCGCACGCCAUCACGUUGGGCGCGCAGCCGGAGGGCGCGGGGAACACUAAGGUACCGCGGCGACCGCUCGUAUGUCUUAGGGUUAGCGCGAAGCCCCACCCUGCGUUAAGUAUCCACCGUGUCGAUGUUUCACCUUGUCCGGAGACAACCCUACCACAAUGUCAUACCAUAGACAAAUGUCAAUGUCACACUAUAGACAAGUGUCAAUUGACUAUGGUUGUCUUUUCGGCACUUACAAUAUAUCGGAAAAUAAAUAAAUCCAGCUAUUUAUAUUAAUUAAGGGAUAGAGGUAUUUCAUC
Papilio machaon (common yellow swallowtail) is the source of this 2463-nucleotide messenger RNA. RefSeq lists its product as uncharacterized. The coding region runs from base 122 to 2440 and encodes 772 amino acids. Gene Ontology annotation, cellular component: transcription elongation factor complex. The record is from RefSeq and is a predicted model, not a curated record. The transcript has 15 exons. Lineage: Eukaryota; Metazoa; Arthropoda; Insecta; Lepidoptera; Papilionidae.